AUGUCUAUCAUCACUCCCACAGGUCCAAUUGCUCCUCCCAUGGACGCUACUGGUGACCGUCUUGUGACUUUGGAGCUGCAAGACGGCACUGCGGUGCAAGGUUAUUCCUUUGGUGCCAAGAAGCCUGCUGCUGGUGAACUUGUUUUCCAGACUGGUAUGGUUGGUUACCCAGAAUCUGUCACCGACCCUUCCUAUGAGGGUCAAAUCUUGGUCAUUACCUUCCCACUAGUUGGCAACUACGGUGUCCCCGACCGGAAUUUGCCAGAUGAACUUGUGGAAUCUUUACCUAGAUAUUUCGAGAGCUCCAGAAUCCACAUUGCCGGUCUAGUUGUAGCCCAUUAUACCGAGGACUACUCUCACUGGCUCGCUCAAUCUUCUUUGGCAACAUGGUUGAAAGAACAAGGUAUUCCUGCUGUCUACGGUGUCGACACCAGAGCUCUAACUAAGCACUUGAGAGACAGUGGUUCCAUGUUGGGUAGAUUAGCACUUCAAAAGGAUGGCUCUGAGUUUUCUCGCGCAACAUCUGCCGAAUGGAUCGACUCGUUCGAAGUACCUGAAUGGUACGACCCUAAUGCCCAAAACUUAGUUGCCAAAGUUUCUACCAAGAGCCCUCAAUUGUACACUCCUCCCUCCAACUUCGACUCCGCUAAGUUACAAACUGGACCUGACGGAAAAACUUUAAGAAUUCUGGCCAUCGACGUUGGUAUGAAAUACAAUCAAAUCCGCUGUUUUGUCAAGCGCGGUGUUGAGUUGUUGGUUGUGCCAUGGGAUUACGACUUCACCAAUGAAGAAUACGACGGUCUCUUCAUUUCUAACGGUCCCGGUGAUCCCUCUGUACUCACUGAAUUGAAUGUGAGAUUGGCCAAGGUCUUAGAAGCCAAAAAGACUCCAGUAUUUGGUAUUUGUCUAGGCCAUCAGCUUUUGGCUAGAGCAACAGGUGCAUCUACCUUGAAACUGAAAUUUGGUAACAGAGGCCAUAACAUUCCAUGUACCUCUACCAUUUCUGGUAAAUGUUAUAUUACUUCCCAAAAUCACGGGUUUGCCGUUGAUGUCGAUACUUUGACGUCGGGCUGGAAACCAUUAUUUGUAAAUGCAAAUGAUGGUUCAAAUGAAGGUAUAUAUCAUACUGAAAUGCCUUACUUCUCUGUUCAAUUCCACCCUGAAUCAACCCCAGGUCCAAGAGACACUGAAUUUUUGUUUGAUGUCUUUAUCAAGGCCGUCAGAGACUUCAAACUUUUGGGGGAAUUCAAAGCCGUUGAAUUUCCAGGUGGUUUGCUUGCCGACAACUUAGCAGCCCACCCCAGGAUUGAUGCAAAGAAGGUUCUGGUUUUGGGCUCCGGUGGUCUAUCUAUCGGUCAAGCUGGUGAGUUUGACUAUUCAGGAUCGCAAGCUAUUAAGGCUUUGAAAGAAGAAGGGAUUUACACAAUCUUGGUUAAUCCAAAUAUUGCUACAAUCCAAACAUCCAAAGGAUUGGCCGAUAAAGUCUACUUUUUGCCUGUCACUGCCGAGUUUGUAAGAAAGGUCAUCUUACAUGAACGUCCAGACGCUAUAUACGUCACUUUCGGUGGUCAAACCGCCUUGUCGGUGGGUAUCGAAAUGAAAGAUGAGUUUGCAGCUUUGGGUGUUAAAGUUUUGGGUACUCCCAUUGAUACAGUCAUCACAACCGAAGAUCGUGAACUGUUUGCAAACGCUAUGGAUGAAAUAAAUGAAAAGUGCGCAAAGUCUAAGGCUGCUUCCUCAGUUGAAGAAGCUGUGGAUGCUAUUAAGGAGAUCGGAUUUCCUGUUAUUGUACGUGCUGCUUACGCUCUAGGCGGUUUAGGUUCAGGCUUUGCCAAUAACGAGAAGGAACUUGUUGACCUGUGCAACGUCGCCUUUGCUUCUUCUCCUCAAGUCUUAGUAGAAAGGUCAAUGAAAGGAUGGAAAGAAGUUGAAUACGAGGUUGUGAGAGACGCUUUUGACAACUGUAUCACAGUAUGUAACAUGGAAAACUUCGAUCCGCUCGGUAUACAUACUGGUGACUCCAUUGUUGUCGCACCAUCUCAAACUUUGUCCGACGAGGAUUACAACAUGUUGAGGACCACCGCUGUCAACGUCAUCAGACAUUUGGGAGUUGUUGGUGAAUGCAACAUCCAAUACGCACUCAAUCCUUUCAGCAAAGAAUAUUGCAUCAUCGAAGUGAAUGCGCGUUUGUCUCGUUCUUCGGCUCUUGCGUCAAAAGCUACUGGUUAUCCCUUGGCCUAUACAGCAGCAAAGUUAGGUCUGAACAUUCCAUUGAAUGAGGUCAAAAAUUCCGUAACUCAAUCCACCUGCGCAUGCUUUGAACCAUCGUUAGAUUACUGUGUGGUCAAAAUGCCAAGAUGGGAUUUGAAGAAGUUCCACAGAGUUUCUACUGCAUUGUCUUCUUCUAUGAAAUCUGUUGGUGAAGUUAUGAGCGUUGGCAGAACGUUUGAAGAGGCCAUCCUGAAAGCCAUCAGAUCAACCGAGUAUGUCAACUUAGGAUUCAAUGAGACUGAUCUCGACGUGGACAUUGACUACGAACUAUCUCAUCCCACCGACGAACGUAUUUUUGCAAUCGCAAACGCUUUCAGCAAAUUAAAUUAUAGCAUUGAAAAGGUGUGGAAAUUGAGUAACAUCGAUAAAUGGUUCUUGACAAAACUUCACGACCUUAUCAAGUUUUCGAAAAAGAUUGAAGGCUACGGAAAGAAGGAGAACUUGCCGGCUUUGGUGUUAAGGCAAGCUAAACAAUUAGGAUUCGAUGACAGACAAAUUGCCAAGUUUUUAAACUCUAAUGAAGUAGCAAUUCGUCGUUUGAGAAAGGACUUCAACAUCACUCCGUUCGUUAAGCAAAUCGAUACCGUAGCUGCGGAGUUCCCAGCCCACACCAACUAUCUUUACAUGACAUACAACGCCGCAUCUCACGACUUGACUUUCAACGAUCACGGUGUGAUGGUCUUGGGAUCUGGUGUGUACCGUAUCGGAUCUUCUGUUGAAUUUGAUUGGUGUGCUGUCACAGCCGUCCGCACCCUAAGAAAAAACAACAUUAAGUCGAUCAUGGUCAAUUACAAUCCAGAAACUGUCUCCACCGACUACGAUGAAGCUGACAGAUUGUAUUUCGAGAACAUCUGCUUGGAGAGAAUCCUUGAUAUCUAUGAAAUUGAAACCUCAAGCGGUGUAGUUGUGUCCAUGGGCGGUCAAACAUCCAAUAACAUUGCGAUGUCCUUGCACCGCGAGAACGUCAAAAUUUUGGGUACUACACCUGAGAUGAUUGAUGGUGCCGAGAAUCGGUAUAAAUUUUCUCGUAUGUUGGAUCAAAUUGAAGUCGACCAACCUGCUUGGAAGGAAUUGACAUCAAUUGAUGAGGCCGAGGCUUUUGCUGAAGCUGUCAGCUACCCCGUGUUGGUCCGUCCAUCUUACGUUUUGUCCGGUGCUGCCAUGAACACUGUGUACUCAAAGGAUGAUCUUGCUUCGUACUUGAAUCAGGCUGUCGAAGUCUCUCGUGAAUAUCCCGUUGUCAUUACAAAGUACAUUGAAAAUGCCAAAGAAAUCGAAAUGGAUGCUGUGGCGAAGGAUGGCGAACUAGUUAUGCACGUCGUUUCUGAGCACGUUGAAAAUGCAGGCGUCCACUCUGGUGACGCUACCUUGAUUGUGCCGCCUCAAGAUUUGGACCCAGAAACCGUCGACAGGAUUGUUGUUGCUACCGCCAAAAUUGGUAAAGCCUUGAAGAUUACGGGCCCUUUCAACAUCCAGUUCAUUGCCAAGAACAACGAAAUCAAGGUCAUUGAAUGUAACGUUCGUGCCUCACGUUCCUUCCCUUUCAUUUCGAAGGUCGUAGGUGUUAACUUAAUUGAGAUGGCAACAAAAGCUAUUAUGGGUCUACCUGUAACUCCUUACCCAACAGGAAAACUGCCUGAAGAUUAUGUUGCUGUCAAGGUUCCUCAGUUUUCUUUCCCUCGCUUGGCCGGUGCCGAUCCUGUUCUGGGUGUUGAAAUGGCGUCCACCGGUGAGGUUGCCACAUUUGGUCACUCGAAAUAUGAGGCUUAUAUGAAGUCGCUUCUGUCUACCGGUUUCAAAAUGCCAAAGAAAAAUGUUCUUCUUUCGAUUGGUUCCUAUAAAGAGAAGCAAGAGAUGCUGUCUUCAGUCAAAAAGUUGUACAACAUGGGUUACAAGCUUUUCGCUACAGCUGGUACAGCUGACUUUAUUUCAGAACAUGGAAUUCCUGUUCAAUACCUGGAAGUCUUAAACGAGGGCGAUGAUGAAAAGUCUGAAUAUUCUUUGACCCAGCAUUUGGCCAACAACAAGAUUGACCUUUACAUCAAUUUGCCAUCUGCAAACAGAUUCCGCCGUCCGGCUUCUUACGUCUCGAAGGGUUACCAAACUCGUCGUAUGGCCGUAGACUACUCUGUGCCUCUAGUGACAAAUGUCAAGUGCGCUAAGUUGUUGAUUGAGGCUAUAUCGAGAGACUUGAAAUUGGAUGUCAGCGAGCGUGACGCCCAGACAUCACACAGAACUGUUUCUAUUCCUGGCCUAAUUAACAUCUCUGCUUAUAUGCCUAACAUUUCCAAUGUUGUUCAAGGACCUAGUGAGAUGAAGGAAAUUACAAGGCUUUCUGUGGAAUCCGGCUUCACCUACUCGCAGAUUAUGCCCAAAUCAACAAAGGGUCCAGUGAUCACUAACGAGCAAUCCAUUAAAGUCGCCAAAUCUGUUGUUCAAGAGUCAGCCUACACUGAUUUUGGCUUUACUGUAGCUGCUACCGCCCACAACGUCGCCGAAGUAGCACAGUGCGCAAAUGAGGCGAAUGCGCUAUUUUUGCCUCAUCGUGAACUAACUGGUAAAGUCUCGAUAGUAGCCGAACAUUUGAAGAACUGGCCGUUAGAGAAGCAAGUCAUUGCUGAAGCUAAAACUUCUGAUCUAGCGUCUGUUAUUUUACUGUCCUCUUUGCAGAAUAGAGCUAUUCACAUAACAGGGGUGUCAAACAGAGACGAUUUGUCCCUGAUCAUGACCGUGAAAGAAAAGCAAGACAAAGUUACUUGCGAUAUUAACAUCCAUGCCUUGUUUGUUAGUCAAUCGGACUACCCUGAAGCUUCUUUCCUACCAACAGCCGAAGACCAGGAAUUUUUCUGGCGUAAUUUGGAUGCUAUUGAUGCAUUUUCGAUCGGAUCGCUGCCAACUAUGUUGGCCCAGGUUACGGGUAAUGAGAUUGUUACAGGUAUAGGUAUCAAGGAAGCCUUGCCACUGUUGCUGUCAGCAGUCAACAAGGGCAAGCUAACGAUAGAUGACAUUGUCGAGCGUUUGCACGAUAAUCCAGCCAGAAUCUUCAACAUUCCUGCACAAAAAACAGAAGUUGAGAUUGAUCUAGACUUUGCCUUUAGGCAUACUAAAAGAUGGUCUCCAUACACAAAGGGAGGAUUGACAGGUGGUGUCGAGCGUGUUUUGGUAAACGAGGAAACUAUUGUUCUAAGUGGUGAUUUGGUUGCGGCAGAAGCGCUAGGCAAGCCCGUCAUCAAUACUAAUGCCAAAUUGGUAACUUCCGUCGUCCCUCCAAGUGCAUCAGAAAUGACGCCAUUUGCCGGUAAUAGAAAGAGAUUUUCGUUUUCUAAUGAAAAGCGCUCUUCUUUUGCCAGUAUAGAUGAAGACGAGGAAGCUCUUCUUGAUCAACCUCUGGAGCAAAGAAUGAUGUCGUCAAGACCACCCAAGGAGCUCGCCGCCCCCGGUGCCAUUCAAAGCCUCAUAAGGGGCAACAACCCCUUUUUGCGCAGGAACAUUUUAUCAGUGAACCAAUUCAAGCGUUCUGAUUUCCACGCUCUCUUCGCCGUUGCUCAAGAAUUGAGAUCCGGUGUCGAAAGACAAGGUAUUCUGGAUAUCAUGAAGGGUCGCCUGUUAACGACUAUCUUCUAUGAACCUUCGACUCGUACUUCGUCUUCUUUUAUUGCUGCAAUGGAACGUCUAGGUGGUAGAACUGUCAACAUCAACACGACGUCAUCGUCUGUGAAAAAGGGCGAAACACUGCAGGACACUAUUAGAACUUUGGCCUGCUAUUCGGAUGCUAUUGUUAUGCGUCAUCCUGAUGAGAUGUCUGCUCAUACUGCGGCCAAAUACUCUCCGGUUCCAAUUUUGAAUGGUGGUAAUGGUUCUCGUGAGCACCCUACUCAAGCUUUCUUGGACUUGUUCACCAUUCGUGAGGAAUUAGGUACAGUAAACGGUAUCACCGUGACCUUCAUGGGUGACUUGAGAUACGGAAGACCUGUUCACUCCCUGUGCCGCUUGUUGAGACAUUACCAGGUUAGAAUUAACUUGGUAUCACCACGCGAGCUCAGAUUGCCCACAGCGUUGCGCACCGAACUAGCCAAUGCUGGUAUGCUGGGCACUGAAAGCGAAAGUCUGACUCCCGAGAUCAUUUCCAAAUCCGACGUUUUGUACUGUACCAGAGUCCAACAAGAGAGAUUCGAACACAAGGAAGAAUACGAAAGGUUAAAGGACGUUUACGUUGUUGACAACAAGAUUUUGGCUCACGCCAAGGACCAUAUGGUCGUCAUGCAUCCAUUGCCUCGUGUGAACGAAAUUCGUGAGGAGGUCGACUACGACCACCGUGCUGCUUAUUUCAGACAGAUGAGAUACGGGCUGUUUGUUAGAAUGGCUCUUUUGGCUAUGGUCAUGGGUGUGGAUCUAUAA
Molecule: messenger RNA, 6669 nt
Organism: Lachancea nothofagi CBS 11611
Lineage: Eukaryota; Fungi; Ascomycota; Saccharomycetes; Saccharomycetales; Saccharomycetaceae
Source: the annotation of a GenBank genome assembly